Molecule: messenger RNA, 8064 nt
Organism: Cricetulus griseus (Chinese hamster)
Lineage: Eukaryota; Metazoa; Chordata; Mammalia; Rodentia; Cricetidae
Source: RefSeq, a predicted model, not a curated record
CCCCGGCUCAGCUGCUCCCGAGUGGAGGUGGCCGGGAAGUACCGAGUGUAGUCUAGCCUCCCAGGGGGCGGUUCCUGGGACUAGAUGGAGCUUAGUCUCUGGCUUCUCUUGCUCGGCCCUCUGCUGCUUGACAAAUCCUGCCGCCAAACCUUGUAAUCGCCCUCUUUUAAACCCGAGAAAGCAAACCGUUCUGCUGUUUCUGAGCGGGCUUGAGUCUUAUGACUACCUUAAGGAGGUAUUUGGGUAACUAUCGGUGUGUUUUUGUACCAGGCCUCGAGUAGAGGCAGUCAGUCAGAGGAACUUGUGCAUUUCUGGGUUUUGCAAAGAGAAAACCCGGACUGGCAAAGAGAAAGUUGAGGGCUGGGCGGAGUUUCCUUUUUUUUUUUUUUCCAUGUGGACACCUUCCAAAGAUCAGGCCCCUGUGCUUCUAAAUCUUAAUUUGCCUCUCUUGCUCACAUACAUUGGAAACUGACACACAUCAACUUCAUGAGAAAACUGAUCUGUGAGGAAAGUGUUUAGGUCUGAAAGGUUUUUAGGAUUUUGUCUUUCCAGUACCAGCAGAACUACAAAAUUAUUUUUUAAAAAAAGUGGUGACCCAAGCAAUUGAACUGAAGGCAUUCUGGGAAAACCUGCUGUUUAUUGUGAAAAUCAUCUUUGAUCUUGGAAUUAAAAGUAAAGCUGGAAAGGAAUUUACAAACAAGAAAAAGAAGAAGUUUGGAUUUGGACUCACAGGAUCUGGGCUUGGAAAUGCCUCAGAUGUGAGUACAUGCUCUCCUGUUCCUCAUUUGCUGUAGCCUUGAAGAUUUCAGUGAGCUUGACCCAAGGAACACGCCCAGCGUAAGCGGAAUGGACCCGCCUUUUGGGGAUGCCUUUCGAAGCCACACCUUUUCAGAACAGACUCUGAUGAGCACAGAUCUCUUAGCCAACAGUUCUGAUCCAGAUUUCAUGUAUGAGCUGGAUAGAGAGAUGAACUAUCAACAGAAUCCUAGAGACAACUUCCUUUCUUUGGAAGACUGCAAAGACAUUGAAAAUCUGGAGUCUUUCACAGAUGUCCUGGAUAAUGAGGAUGCUUUAACCUCAAACUGGGAACAGUGGGAUACAUACUGUGAAGACCUAACUAAGUACACCAAACUAACCAGCUGUGACAUCUGGGGUACAAAAGAAGUGGACUACCUGGGCCUUGAUGACUUUUCUAGUCCUUACCAAGAUGAAGAGGUCAUAAGUAAAACUCCAACCUUGGCCCAGCUUAAUAGUGAGGACUCUCAGUCUGUUUCUGAUUCCCUUUAUUAUCCAGAUUCACUCUUCAGUGUCAAACAAAAUCCCUUGCCCCCUUCAUUCCCUAGUAAAAAGAUCACAAGUAGAGCAGCUGCCCCUGUGUGUUCUUCAAAGGCACUUCAGGCUGAGGUACCAUUGUCAGACUGUGUCCAAAAAGCAAGUAAACCUACUUCAAGCACACAGAUCAUGGUGAAGACCCACAUGUAUCAUAAUGAAAAGGUGAAUUUUCAUGUUGAAUGUAAAGACUAUGUGAAAAAAGCAAAGGUUAAGAUCAGCCCUGUGCAACAGGGCCGGCCCUUGCUGUGCCAGGCACACACAGAUGCAGCCAAGGAGAGUACCUGCUAUUGUGGAGCUGUGGCUAAGAGACAGGAGAAAAGGGGGAUGGAGCCUCAUCAGGGUUAUGGCACUCCUGCUUUGCCUUUCAAAGAAACCCAGGAACUAUUACUUAGUCCUCUGCUCCAGGGUGGUCCUGGGUCAAUUGCCACAGCAGAGAGUGGCAGCCUCUCUGCCAGCACUUCUGUUUCAGAUUCAUCCCAGAAAAAAGAAGAGCACAAUUACUCUCUUUUUGUCUCUGACAACAUGAGAGAACAGCCAACCAAAUGCAGUCUCGAAGAUGAUGAGGAUGAUGAAGAUGAUAUUGAUGAUGAAGACCAUGAUGAAGGGUUUGGUAGUGAGCAUGAGCUUUCUGAAAAUGAAGAGGAGGAAGAGGAGGAAGAGGAUUAUGAGGAUGACAGAGAUGAUGAUAUUAGCGACACAUUCUCUGAACCAGGCUAUGAAAACGACUCUGUAGAGGACUUGAAGGAGAUGACUUCCAUAUCUUCCCGGAAGAGAGGGAAAAGGAGAUACUUCUGGGAGUACAGUGAGCAGCUUACACCAUCACAACAAGAGAGGAUUCUUAGGCCAUCUGAAUGGAACCGAGACACCUUGCCAAGUAACAUGUAUCAGAAAAAUGGCUUACAUCAUGGGAAAUAUGCAGUUAAGAAGUCACGGAGAACUGAUGUGGAAGAUCUGACUCCAAACCCUAAAAAGCUACUCCAGAUUGGUAAUGAAUUACGAAAGCUGAAUAAGGUGAUUAGUGACCUGACUCCAGUCAGUGAGCUGCCCUUAACAGCCCGGCCAAGGUCAAGGAAAGAAAAAAACAAGCUGGCUUCCAGAGCUUGUAGGCUAAAGAAGAAAGCCCAGUAUGAAGCUAAUAAAGUGAAGUUAUGGGGCCUCAACACUGAAUAUGACAAUUUAUUGUUUGUAAUCAACUCCAUCAAACAAGACAUUGUAAACCGAGUUCAGAAUCCAAGAGAAGAGAGAGGACCCAGCAUGGGGCAGAAACUUGAAAUCCUCAUUAAAGACACACUCGGUCUCCCAGUUGCUGGGCAAACCUCAGAAUUUGUUAACCAAGUGUUAGGGAAGACUGCUGAAGGCAACCCCACUGGAGGCCUUGUAGGACUAAGGAUACCGGCAUCAAAAGUAUAAUCAGCUUCAUUGGACCACUGGUCAGAAAUGUCUGUUUUUGUCACGUUAUUCAUUGUAAAUUUUCAUUCUGUUUUGCAUGUCAAUUAGCAUUAUGUAAACAUUUAUAAUUAGGUUACAUUGUUUUAAGAACUUGUAGCAUAAGUGAAGCAUGAUCCAAAAUACUUGAUUAUUGCAUUUUCAGAGCAUAAACCAGUGACCCUGCUGCUGGCAUUAGAAAGGAAGCGCACAUGCUAAGUAUAUGUGAGGUACAGAUUGUAAACAUCUGUUAAAACAAAACAUUUUGGAGGAGUGAAUGUAUUAGUAUAAUGCUAAGUAUUAAGGCGGGUUUAUGCUCUGAACCACACAGAAAUACCGAGGAAGCAUUUUUUUUCUGAGUCCAUUUAGAAUGUUUUUAGAAUGACUGCUUUUUUGUUCUAAUUUUUCACAGCCAUUAAUCUCACUUGUUCAUGGCACACCUAGCACUGAUGUGUGUACCAUGUUUAGAUGUUUAUUUUUAGAGCUCAAUAUGAUAUAUAUAUAAAUAUAUAUAUAUAUAAUUGUCUGUGCAAGUAAGAAAAAAAGCAUAUUCUUUGUGCCUUGUAUUUUGGGGAAAUUCUAAAACUGGUAAUAUUUUGUAUGAUGAAAACCCUAAUGAGGAAAAACAAGAUAUAUAUAUAUAUAUAUAGAUGAGAAAAUUAUGGGGUUUAAAUGUCUUUUUGUUCCAACACUUUUUCAAAAUUUUUGAAUGUAUAUAGGACUAUGUUGAAAUGUAGAUAUAUGCCACAGAGUCUGUGUAUUGUAUAAAAAAAAACAAAACAAAACAAAAAACAAAAAAAGAUGGCUCUAGAAAACUCCUAUUUCGGUACUUGACCGGAAGAAAAUACUUGCACAUUAUUGCGAUUGUUUUAUUUUUUCUACCAAAGACAAAUGCAACUGGUAUGGCAGACUGCCAGUCUAAGUAAAGUUUUGCACAGCUUACAUGAUACUGUAUGAAUGUAUGAAACAAAAAAGAGAAAAAAUUUAAAGGUCAGGGUUAGGGAUCUUACUCAACUGUGAAUCUUAUUUCUGUUUGGGUCCAAUUAUCUACAGAAGGAGCAUCCAUACAUACAAAUAUUAUUUUGCUGUUCCUCUAGUUUGCUUCCAUAGUAGAUAAGUUGGUGGCCAUUUAGGUGUCUUUUAUUUCUGCACUUAUUGUAGGAAAUUUUAAUAUAUUUCAUAUUAGUAAGCUAUUGAUAAAAUAGUUUUUGACUUUGAAAAUUAAAAUUUAUUUAGCUUAUUGUAGUAUACUUCCACCAAACAACCAAAAUACAGAUUAUUUUUAUUGUAUUAUGUAUAUAUAUAUAAAGAAAAAAGCUAAAAAUAUCUAAUACUUUAGUUGCCACUUUUCCAAUUGAUGUAUUAUUGUGCAUGUACUAUUUUCAAAGAUCAACACAAGCUUAAAACAAAUUUAUAAAUUUUUAUAUUUUUGUACAGGUAUUUUCUUCAAACUUACAUGUGACUUAUCCUCUGUAGUUUCUAGAAUUGAGAAACAUGAACACGUUUAGUUUUUAGGUGCUCUUCUUUGCUCACGUAAGCGGCCGUAUUAGUCAGUGUUUAACUGUGCUCAAGCUUUACCUCUUGAUGAGAAACUCCUAUGUCAAGACAGCGUUAUAACCUUCCACAGGUUCUACCAUCUGUCUUUCUGGAUGGUUUUAUCUCAAAUCUUGUAUUUGGAACUAUGAAAAUUGAUGGCUUAAAAAGUAAAAGCAAGCAUAUCUAGAAGAAAAACCUGAAAUUUCAGACAUAGUUGCUGUUUCUCCAUUACCCAGUGAUAGAACUAAACUGGUUGUCCUUGGUCCUCACAGUAGUUUCUUUUCCUUUCUCUCCCUCCUCCCCAUGUAUAAACUAUAGCACAUGAAGGUUCAAUUCUAGAACACAGUAACAAUCCAAAAAUGUGUCUUUCUUGCCUCUCUGACAUCAUGGAACAUAAGAAACCAAGAAUUGUCUUGACAUGUUAGCUGAGCUGUGACAAGGUUCCUGUAUGUUUGGUGGAAAUGUACCUGUUAGUGCACUCACCCUAACAGACAAUGAGCUCACAUCUCAUAGUUAAUAGAAUUCAGGUUUUUACUUUUUAUGUGGGAGAAAGCAAAGCAUAGGUUCUCAAAUGGAAGUAUAUGUUGUUUUGACAGUGUAUAUUUGGUAAACUGAAAGUUCCAGAAUAUGGCAGUUUUGCAGUCAAGUAAACAUCACUUCAUGAUAGCGAUUCAGUUGGUGAAGUUUAUAAAAUUGCCCCUUUAUAGCUGCCCUGUUAUAAAUUCUGGUUUUUUGAUACCCUUUUCUUGUCUGCAAACCAGAAUUUUACUUUUUUUUGGUCUUGCAUUUCAAAAGACUUUGAAUCUGUUUAGUAGAUUCCAUACCUGUGCAUUUCAGUGUUUUAUAUGUACUACUUAAGUUAAAUGGUUGAAAAGCCUUUAAAUAGUUGAGCUUUUUAAUGUUGACACUUUAUUUUGUACCUAUUUAUAUAUAUAUAUGUAUGUAUAUCUUAGAAAAGCACUUUGUUAUAAAAUUGCAUUUUAUAUGAUUCCUGCCAUUUGCUGCUAAACCUGGGCUGGUCAGAACGCUGCAGCGAUACUUGAUCUAAAUAAAAACCUGGCAGUAAAAUGUAGAGUGCAAGUUAAAUCCUCUUGCUGUUUAAGAUGACAUAGGCAAGCUGUGCAGCUUUACAUUUUAACCAGGGGACUCUGUGGCAUUUAAAACCGUCUAGAAAUGGUUGUACUUUUAAUGCCAGUAAUGAUCUGCUUCCUCCAUUGUUGUUAAAAUACCUACACCUAGUGUAUCACAGACAGUUCUCACAAAUACAUAAAAACCCCAGCAGUUGUACAUGUCCUGUUUUUUAAAAUUGUGGUAUGUAUUUUGGGUGGAAAUCAUUAGAGUGAGAGCUGUCUAAAGGUUUUCUGUGUUCAUACAUGGUAUACAGAUAGCUCAUGAAGUCCAGAACCUUCCCAAGUGAAGGCAUUGUGAAUUCUCCUCAGAUAAACCCAUUGUUCCAAAAGCAACCAUAAACUGACUCUAGUACUACUACAGUAAAAAAGUAACAAUGAACCUUCUGCUUCCUGGUUUCAGAUACACUGGAUUCUUUAGUCUGUGCCCACAUGAGAGCACGCUGCUGGGCUGCUCCUGUUAAGGUUGUGUGUGAGUUUUUCUGUCAGUGUGGUUGCUUGCUGUGCUGUACCAUGUAUGGGUUCUUGUCCUUUCCACGUCCGUCAUGAGAGACUUGGGUGUGGCUUGAUCUUGUGCCUUACUUGUACACUUAAAUGAAACAUCUUCAUUCCCUCCUGCUUCCUAAACCUUAACUUUGUCCUUUUUGUAAGAGAAUCAGAACUAUUCCAGAAGCAUCAUGAAGGAUUUCAGAUGGGCAUGGUUCCAUAGUUCCCUCUCUUUGUAGUUAUUAUAUACUUGUAUGAGAGACAAUUUUGAAUGAUCUUUGAGUAAUCUUACUACAUCCCUUCUCUGGCUUUUGUGAAGUUGUCAUGCAUCUCUCUGAUGUUUGACUUCAUUUGCUUCUUAGCAAGUCUGCAUUACAGAAAGGUGCAUUCAUCUGCUUGAAAGUGACUAUUUUGUUUUCCAGAACUUUUUAGGAGAAGAGUACCCAUUUUUGUUUUUUUUUGUUUUUUUGUUUUUUUUUUUUACAACAGAUGACAAGUCUCUUUAAAAGAAACAGAAGUACAGUACUUUUUAAAUACAAUGCUAUUGGUAUGAAUUUCUCUUUUAUAUAUAGUAUUCAUACAAUUAUCUGAUGUUUGCCUUCAUUAAUAAAGCUGUUAGUUUAUUCACCAAAAUGUCAAAAAUGGAUGUGCUUUUCUUUAUCCCAUACAUUUAAAUAGUAUUUUAGCUGCUAAGAUUUAGUUAACUUCCUAAGAAAUGAAUUCAAGUUGCCUUCAGCAAGAAUUAACAAAACUCAUGUUCCCUUUCUUUAUAUAGUCUUCCUAAAAUUCUGUUCAACUGCUUUCUAAUUAAUUAUGUGACAGAAUGUUAGCAUCUCUCCAAAUCUUGAAACUUGAAUUUUGAGAAUGCAUUGAAUUUCAGUGUUAAUGGAAAAGGUCUCAACUAUGUUUCUAGUGGAGUCUUGUGGAAUACCAUUUCCCAUGGAACUGCGACCACUUGCACAACUUUGCACAGAACUGCAGUCUUGUUCUUCCCUGGAUCGUGACAAAUGAGUCUCAUACAGUGCCGUAAUACUUGUGGAUUCUUUUGUGAUCUUUGUCAUCUUAAUAAGGGCAUUAUGAGAAGUUAACUUCAUGGCUUUUGUUUUUGUCUCUCUCUCUUUUUUUUUUUUUUUUUUUUUUUUUUUUUUUUUUAGUAUUUCAAACACAGUGGGAUGUAACAAUGAAUGUCAGAUGUAGGGAUGGUGGUUUCGUUUUAAGGAAUAAGGGUGUUGGGGGAAUGUGAUGAAAAUGUACUACUGAGAGUUACACACUUCCAUAGGCAAGUGGGAUUAUGUGUUGAAACAUAGUCCCAUUCUUAGUAAACUAAAAUAGAAAUGACACCUAGGAACUGCACUAUGCCAAAUUGCCAUUUUGUUUUGAAGAGACUUUUGGGGGUGGUAUCAAGGUAACAGAACCUCACAGCUACUUCCAGAUAGUAUUUUGGAGUUGAAGACUCAGAGGCUAGUGAAGAGCACCCAGAUUUAUGUCUCUAUGUGCCAAGUGGGAACCGGGCUUGCCUCUUCCAUAACAGUGUAAACACCUGGUGUAGUUGACUCAGUUCCGGGUGCCAUGAGUGGGACUGAUUCUGUGUCUUGCCCUUUGCCUUUGCCCUUUGUUUUUUCCAGAACUAAAUAACAAAACUGUGUAUGUGUACUGUAUCGGCCUUUCCACCACAUGUUUUACGACACUGUACUCCACUGCCUGCUAUUGUCUUCUUGCCAUAGAGUCUGUCCCAUAGCAUAGCAUUUGUGGUUCAGUGACUCCGGAGCUGCCAACACAGAAGGGCAAGAAUUCAAAGUGUUUGUUCUAUGGUUUGGCAGCCUCUUCAAAUAGUUGUGCUUAGGAUCCUGUCUGUGAUAUGAUCAUAAAUACUCCAUAGUUUUGUUUAUUCCCCACCCCCAGCUGGAGCUGUGACACUUUAUUGGAUUCAGUCUUGUCUCUUGUCUAGAAAGCAUUGUAUCUUGUUCACGCAUGAGCUGUUUAAAAAUGACUCAACGUUGGUUAAUAGUCGUGCAGUUCUCCUUUCAGGAGAAGGCCAUACACAGGUUGCUUUGUUUUCUGUCACCCUCUAACCUGUCUCAGCACUUGUAGUCAGACACAGAAUCAUCAGUGUAUGCAGCACCCUUUGUAAUUUAAAAUAAAAAAUAUGAAAAGAAAA